UUUCAUUCCAUCCCAACCAGCCAGCGGAGUCGGUACUGCUUCUCCGAAGCCUGCAGCACGCACACCCUUCGCAUUCGCAUUUUUCGUCGUCGUCGUCGUCGUCGUCAUCGUCGGUCAGGAUACGCGCGCGCUUUUGGAAGGCGAUUUUUGGAAAGGUGCGAAUUCUGCAACCGUCGCUUUAAAGCAGAGAAUAGGCAGUGUACGUGCGUGUGUGCGUGUGUGUACGUGUGUUUAAUGGACAGAGUGCGGGCUAAACACAGUGACUGUUUUAUGUUUGGAAGUGGUGGGAAAAUAAGUCGUUUAUCUUGUUGCUAAAAAGAAAAUAAAAAAGGCCAGCGCGUGUGUGUGUGUGUGAGCUCUCGUGGAAGAUAAGCCAGCGGAACGCUCUGUAGACGGGAGGCGACCGGGUAUCAGUGUGCAGUGCAGUGGUGUGUUCCUACAUCUCCCCUCCUCAUCUCCUUUCCGCCAAACGCGAGGAGUACGGAUACGACCGCAAAUCGGCAACCGCUGCCACCGGGCUGGACCACAAGCAACAAACUACUCUACUAUCAACAAAACCAACCGCAGCAGUGCCGCUUUUGUGAUAACAGUGCCCGUCCAGUGAAAGAGGCUGCUUGGCUCGCGGGUGUUUUAAUGCCUUUCUGCGUGUGAAACGAGUGCUUCCCCCGUAGCACAUCGCGAUAAGCGGCGCUGCCACUGCUUGAUGCUGGGAGCGAACUGAGUGCAGAGAGUUUUCUGUGUGUCGGACGGACAAUCGUAAUUCGGCGCGCAAUCAAAUCGCAAUCGCAAAACACCUGCUGCUGCUGCUGCCACGAUGAUGAACGAUCCGGCCGCCCUCGGGAUGAUCCCGUUCGAUACGAUCGGGCUGUACGAGCAGCCCAAGCCGCGGUUCAUCUUCAAGAUGCCGCGCGUCGUGCCGGACCAAAAGUCCAAGUUCGAGAGCGACGACCUGUUCAAGAAGCUGAGCCGCGACAGCGAGGUCCGGUACACAGGGUUCCGCGAUCGCCCGAUCGAGGAGCGGCGGGGCCGCUUCCGGGCCGGGUGCUGCGAGGGCCACACGGAGGUGUCGUUCGCCGCCACCGGCAUCAACCUGCAGCUCGUCUUCAACCCGAACCACGGCCUCUACCACCACCCGCACCAUCACCACCAUCACCAUCCCGCCCAUCUCGGGCUGGAGAAGGAGUGUGACUUCGACAAGGAGCACGGCAAGGUUCACAUUAAAUCGCACUUCAUCAUGAACGGUGUGUGCGUGCGCUUCCGGGGCUGGCUCGAUAUGGAGCGGCUGGACGGCAUCGGCUGCCUGGAGAUGGACGAGAAGCGGGCCGCCCAGGAGGACGCGAUCCUGCGGGAGCAGCUCGAGCGGUACAACCAGCGGCUGCGGGACUUCGAGGACAAGCAGCGCACCUACCAGCGCACCACGCAGGACGAGUUCGAGCAGAUGCGCCGGAACGGGUCCGGCAUGGGGGUGGGCGUGACGGCCGGCUCGUCCGGCAUGUGGCGGCGAUAAAGUGCCAACCCGAAGGUGGAGGAGGAGGAGAAGUAAGAAGAAGAAGAAAACACGGUGGUUCCCAAUUCCCUCCCCCCAUACCCUUCCCCAACUAAACGCUGCCAAUGAGACGUGUGUGCAUGUGCGUGUGUGUCUCUCUCUCUAUCUCUCUCUACGUGGAGUUGGGGUGAGUUAAGAGAAGAAGAAAAAAAAAGAAGAAACAAAAACAAGCCGCUUAUCUUGCUGGAGAGCACAGAGCAAGCACGAGCCACGGCAUGGGGCAGGGUUACUCGCCGUUGUGGUGUGUUUUGUUCUUUCUUUUCGUUUUCUUCUGUUCUUUAAAUUGCCUCGUCUGGAAGUGUUUGUAUAUUGUACAUUUGUGAAUCAAUCUGUGUUAUGGAUUAUUAGUUAUGUGUCCUUCCCGCCCCUUCCGCUUCCGUCCUACCGUUUGCCCCCUUCCCGAAACACGCACACUCCUUUCCUUAGUACACCGGGCCGUGUACAGUGUCAAAUGGAGAAUCGCAGCCUGCGGAAACAGAGAGAGAAAAAAAGAGAGAGAGAGAGAACAUGUGCUUGCUUCUGUGUAUGUGUGUGUGUAUAUUGUAUUUUGUUUUUAGUUUUCACCAGCAAGAAACAAAAAAAAACAAACAGUAAUGCCUCCAAAAAGAAGACCAAAAAUGUCCGAGAUGGAAAGGGGAGGGGGGCGCAAUACACUAGAUUUAAGCUAGGGGAAGAGAGAUAGAAGAUGAGUGCGUUUGCCAUAAAAGUGUUUUUUUUUGUUUUGUUGUUUUUAGUGAAUGAAUGGUGAUCGUUUUAAUGUGAAUAGCUCCCGCGGCAACAAAAUACGACAAUUGCACACACACACACACACAUACGCAUUCUCUCACAGGUAUGCUGUUUUAUGCACACUAUUUUUUAGCUCCCCCUCCCCUCCCCUUCCUCCCCACUACUUCCCUUGCUAUCUUUAUCCCGCUGCUCCCCACGUGUGCGCGAGAAUGCCAAAACAAGUGAAAGUAGUGAAAUAGUUUAAAUGAAACGUGUUUUGCAGAUGAACGUUUAAAGCGCGGUAGCGCGAGCAAGAGAAAAAAAAAGGAAGAAAGGAAGAAAAACCGGAUAGAAAAAGCCAACCCUCGUCCUGUCCGGGCGGAACGGCAAGCUGUACAUAGUAACUAUUAAGCGGGGCGGUAAAAAAUCCAAUUGACGUAAAACGAACAAAGCUACGAGCGAGACAGAGAGAGAGAGAGAGAGAGAGAGAGAGAGGAGAAAGGGAGGAAAACUCGGAAAAAAGAUGUUUUAAAAUACAGGGCUAAGCCAGGAAGGGGGAGUUUGGCAAGCCGGGAAGGUAAGCUGCGAAACAAGCUAAAAUUAUAAUAAAAACAAAAACACACACCCACACCCCCCCCCCCCUUCGGG
Messenger RNA from Anopheles merus, 2899 nucleotides. It is a transcript of the gene Bgb, whose product is annotated as protein big brother. NCBI's taxonomy places the organism in Eukaryota, Metazoa, Arthropoda, Insecta, Diptera, Culicidae. The record is from RefSeq and is a predicted model, not a curated record. Gene Ontology annotation, molecular function: sequence-specific DNA binding; transcription coactivator activity. The transcript has 3 exons. Gene Ontology annotation, biological process: regulation of transcription by RNA polymerase II. Gene Ontology annotation, cellular component: nucleus; core-binding factor complex. Bases 815 to 1507 code for a protein of 230 amino acids.